This is a messenger RNA of Aspergillus wentii DTO 134E9, 1453 nucleotides long. RefSeq lists its product as uncharacterized. The transcript has 5 exons. The record is from RefSeq and is a predicted model, not a curated record. Lineage: Eukaryota; Fungi; Ascomycota; Eurotiomycetes; Eurotiales; Aspergillaceae. Bases 339 to 1310 code for a protein of 323 amino acids.
ACUUCCUAGAUGACAAGCAAAGUGGCGCACGAUCUGCACUCUUCAGCUGAGCUGAAGAGUGGAUCAACAAGAAAUAUUUAUCUGCACUUCCCCUCCUCAUUCACUCCAUCUCAAAAAGAUCAUCAUCACAAUGCCCUCAGCAACUGCCAUUGUCGCCAAUACCCCCUCCCCUCCCGGAACCACCAACUGGUCAUGGGAAACGGUCAGUGUGCCAGACACGCUCGCAGACGAUGAAGUUCUGGUGGAGAUGUUGGCCUCGGGAGUCUGCCACACGGACAUCUCCUUGACCAGUGUUCCGCCGGGUGUGUUGGGCAUUCAAUAUCCGAGAAUCCCAGGCCAUGAGGGUGUGUUUAUCCACUCUGGUAUCUCCUUUUUUAUAUAUAAUUACUGACGUUAUAGCCGCUGGCCAUGUCCGUGCUGUUGGCCCUGGCAUCACCGCCGUCCAAGUGGGAGACCCUGUCCUUCUCUCCUUUGACUCGUGCCAAUCUUGCUCUCACUGCUCUGCUGGCCAUCCGGCGUACUGUGAUUCAUUCCCCGUGAAGAAUUACGUCGGUCGGCCAGGACCUACGAAGGGUGACGAGAAAGUCUGGGGAAGCUUUUUCGGACAGUCGAGUUUUGCGCAGUUCAGCAUCGUCUCCGAAGGGAGUAUCGUCAACGCCAAAGGGCUCGUCGAGAAUGAUGACGAGUUGAAGCUCUUUUCCCCGCUUGGCUGUGGCUUCCAGACAGGCGUGGGAGCAGUCUUAAAUGUCACUGCGGCCACUGAGCAGGAUGCGGUCAUGGUGCUAGGAGUGGGAGGCGUUGGCUUUGCGGCCAUCAUGGCUGCCAAAGUGAAAGGCUGCAGAGCCAUCAUCGCCGUCGACCGAGUCGCUGAACGACUGCAACUGGCCAAAGAGCUGGGUGCCACACACAUCAUCAACACGGCGGAGAUAAGCAUCUCGGAGACGCUGGACAAAGACCCAUCUAUUCGACCAUCCAUCGCGAUUGACACUACUGGCGUUCCAGCUCUCCUCGAGGAAGCACUUGAAGCCCUCGGCAAAAGAGGCAAGUUGGUCAUAGUCGGAAUUCCUCCAUUUGGCUACAAUCUGCCGUUUGCAGGAGGCAAGCACCUUACCACUGGAAAAUCCGUCAUGGGCUGUAUGGAGGGUGACAGUGUCCCAGAAAAGGCCCUGAAAGACAUGAUCCAGUGGUAUCGGGAUGGGAAGUUCCCCAUUGAAAAGCUGGUUAGCUACUUUCCGGCGGCCGAGUAUAAGGAAGCAGUGGACAAGUUGAAAGAUGGAAGUGUGAUCAAGCCGGUUCUGGUGUGGAAGUGAAUGGAAGUAAAUAUGUGAUGAUGAGACGAAUUGAUAGGGGUAUAUAAUGAGGUUGUAGCAUAGCACAUGUGAUAAUAUUUAUCUAUCCCAUACAUAACACACAAUUGAAAUGAAAAAAAUAUGAUGGCCAAAAAAAAAAGAAA